Molecule: messenger RNA, 870 nt
Organism: Rubroshorea leprosula
Lineage: Eukaryota; Viridiplantae; Streptophyta; Magnoliopsida; Malvales; Dipterocarpaceae
Source: the annotation of a GenBank genome assembly
CCUUAACAACAGCUUUUUAUUUUUUUUGUUAUUUCAUGAUUAACUCGUUCUACUCUCAUUUUAAACCGUAGCAUUCCGAAUGUGUCACGCCCCAAAACUCGAAUUCGAGGUGCGACAGAUGCUGUGCACUCGUGAGAAGGUUCCACAAAUGCACAAGGCUCGAAACUUAUCAUACUGUACUCUGAUACCACCAAAAUCUGAAGAUCAAAUCUUUAAAAUUUUCUUUCAUAUCAUAAAAUCUCCAAUACACUCUAGUUUACAAGAUCAUGAUUUAUUUCUAAAAAUCUAUAUCAAUCUUGAAAUGGCUAGCUUUCUAACUCGUCACUUCCCGUGGUUUCCCCGUCCUCAGUUUCGCUUCCUGAAAUGGUGGACAAAGAAAAACUAUGAGAUAAACUCAAUAAGUAAAAUAUGGAGUGCCCUUAUUAAACUUAUAGCAUGCCAACAAGUACAAUCACGAAAAACGGAUACAGUGCGAGAACGAAAUAGACGUCUCCUCUAUAGGUCAUGGCCAAUGUUUAAACCUCCCACUGGCAGGCAACAGGAAUUACUAGUGUAUAACCCCCACUAUCAAGGUUACAGGAACGAACCGGUUCUAACAGGAACAUAUCGACAUGUGCCGACAUGUGCUAGCGUUUAACCCCCACUAGCAGGGUUACAAGAACAUAACCACAUCGGAGACAAAACAGGCUGAAGUUAACAGAAAAACAUAAUUUACCAAUCACUUUCAGAUCAUCAGGACUGUAAUAUCCCAAAAUUUUGGGGUAUUUUAGCAUUAAGUUAAGGACCUUUGUGUGAGAAAAUAGUGUUUUGAGGCUUAAUGAUCAAAAUGUCCAAACUUGAGGGACUUAAAAAGAAAGGAAAUUAGGAUAA